GAGCUGAAUGGGAAACUGACUGGCAUGGCCUUCCGUGUCCCCAACCCCAAUGUGUCCAUCGUGGAUCUCACCUGCCGUCUGGAGAAAGCUGCCAAGUAUGAUGACAUCAAGAAUGUGGUGAAACAGGCAUCUGAUGGGCCCCUAAAGGGCAUCCCAGGCUACACUGUGGACCAGGUUAUCUCCUGUCACUUCAACAGUGGCCCCCACUCUUCCACCUUGGAUGCUGGGGCUGGCAUUGCCCUCAAUGCCCACUCUGUCAAGCUCAUUUCCUGGUACAGCAAUGCAUUUGACUACAGCAACAGAGCGGUGGACCUCAUGGUCCACAUUGCCUCCAAGGAGUGA
Molecule: messenger RNA, 342 nt
Organism: Echinops telfairi (small Madagascar hedgehog)
Lineage: Eukaryota; Metazoa; Chordata; Mammalia; Afrosoricida; Tenrecidae
Product: glyceraldehyde-3-phosphate dehydrogenase-like
Exons: 1
Coding region: 25-342 (105 amino acids)
Molecular function (GO): oxidoreductase activity, acting on the aldehyde or oxo group of donors, NAD or NADP as acceptor
Source: RefSeq, a predicted model, not a curated record